This is a messenger RNA of Trypanosoma cruzi, 1938 nucleotides long. RefSeq lists its product as uncharacterized. Gene Ontology annotation, molecular function: ATP binding; nucleic acid binding. NCBI's taxonomy places the organism in Eukaryota, Euglenozoa, Kinetoplastea, Trypanosomatida, Trypanosomatidae. Bases 1 to 1938 code for a protein of 645 amino acids. The transcript has a single exon. Gene Ontology annotation, cellular component: nucleolus. The record is from RefSeq and is a predicted model, not a curated record.
AUGUCAUCUUCUGAAAUUGCGGUGAAGCGACUGCGGCGGCAGUGGGAGCCGGAGGAAAAGACGUGGAACGACGAGGUGUUGGAGGUGCCAUGGGAGGAGUUGACUCCCCCGCUGCACAAGUCCACCGUCUUUGCACUGAAGAAUGUCUUUUUCUUCUCCCACGCCACCUCUGUGCAGGCCCGCGCCAUUAGUUUUCUCCGCACAUCGGGCAACAGUGCGGUGUUGGAGGCACCGACAGGCAGUGGGAAGACGCUGGCCGUGCUGAUUCCACUGAUUGAGCGCACCGUGCGCGCAUGCGAUGCAUACGUGGCCGAACACGGUCGUCCUCUUUUACGCCGAGAUAUCGUGGGUGUUAUUUUGUCCCCGUCACGUGUGUUGGCGGAGCAAACCUUCGUCGUUGGGCGCAACCUUGUCUCUCGCCUUCCACAAAACAUACGCUUUGUCUUGUGCGAUGGGGCCGUGCAGCCUGUCCAUGCCGUCCUGGAUGGGCUAAAAAAAGCAGCUCGUGGUGCCGGAAAUUUCCUCGUCACGACACCCCAUGACCUUUCAGAGUUUCUUGCCGUAUGGGAACAGGAACGGGCGGCGAGUGCGGUGUCGGAUGAAAUGCAGGAGUUGUUGGCCACACAGGAUGAGGAGACACGGCGGCGCUACUAUGAGAAGCGGGGCGGCAUGCAGUCAGUGAGCGGGGACACGGGGAAUGCGGUUCAAUUGCGUGGAUGCCACAGUGAGCGGUUUGCGUUUGUCGUGGACGAGGCGGAUCUUGUCUUCCACUCACCGGAGAUGCGGGGGGCUGUAACACGAUUCCUGGACACAUACGCCGGGAUGGAGGAGCCGCCUCAAAAGCGACACAAAUUCGCUCCUUACAAAUCGUCUCCUUCCGGUCAAAUUGUGACGGACGUGGCGUUUGUUGGGGCGACAGUCUCCACCUCUCAGGAGCUGCGAGCGUACGCCGCUCACAUCCAAGCGACGCUUGGAACGCAGAUGCACACCAUCGUACUGAAUAGCUCGCAGGAUUUUGUUACACAGUUGCAGAAUCGCUACAUGAUGUGCGAAGCGCACGAAUUUCUUCCCCUUUUGGUUCAACUGAUGAAUCUCCAUGCGUCGAAGAAGCACUUUAUUUUUUUUAACAGCCCCAAAACGUUGAAAUUUGUGGAAAAACUAUUUGGUAGCCUUAUGAAAAGCGAGUCCCCACUUCUGUACAUCAAACACACGUUUGUGAUGUACGAGGGUAUGAAUGAGCGGGCGCGGCUUGAGCAGUACAACGCGUUUUUAAAUCAUGGGACGAAUGCACAGGAGUUGGCCACAAAAAAGACACAACCCCCGCCUCACGCUGCGACGGAGAAGAAGAAUCAAGUGUAUAGUGGUGGUUGGAAGCGGGACGGACGACCACCGGAUGGGAAAGGUGCAAUUCUUCUCUGCACAGAUAUCGCAGCGUUUGGGUUGGAUGUGCGUGACGUGGAUUAUGUCUACCACUUUGAACCACCAGCAACCGUACAGUCUUAUGUGCAUCGCAUUGGUCGAGUCGGACGUAUGGGAAUGCGUGGAAGCAGUAUUCUUCUCUUGCCAUGUUUCAGCAACGAGAGUUCAUUGGCUUCUGCACGGGAGCGUAAGACAACAAGCACUCGCUUUAACACCAUUGCCAACACGAAGUUUUCAACAUCUGAGCUGCAGUCUGUGCAUAUGACAUUGGAUGAUCUUGGCAAGGAGCAACGCUGUUACAUUGAGGACUUGGGCAAACGCAGCGAAUUACAACCGUACUCAAUUCCUCCUUUUGCGCCUAUCACAUCCACUAUUCGUAAUAUUAUUUCACAGCAAAAAAAUCUUUUGAAGUUGGCAGAAAUUGCCGCCAUGUCCAUGUGUACCGUCCCAGAGAAUGCGGAGAAGGCAAAGGCCUGGUUUUACCCCAAACUGGCACUAUGCGCUCUUCUACUCGAUUAA